Messenger RNA from Chionomys nivalis (European snow vole), 1599 nucleotides. It is a transcript of the gene Aspa, whose product is annotated as aspartoacylase. The transcript has 6 exons. The record is from RefSeq and is a predicted model, not a curated record. The coding region runs from base 153 to 1091 and encodes 312 amino acids. NCBI's taxonomy places the organism in Eukaryota, Metazoa, Chordata, Mammalia, Rodentia, Cricetidae. Gene Ontology annotation, molecular function: hydrolase activity, acting on ester bonds; hydrolase activity, acting on carbon-nitrogen (but not peptide) bonds, in linear amides.
ACGUCGUGACAGAAACAAUUGUUAAAUACUUGAGAAUUCUGUACUUUGCACUUCUGGCUUAGAUCUAAACUUGGAAACUUUGCUGAGGAGUUAAGCGUCCUUUGACCUCCUCUCUUGUGAACUGCAGAAAUCAGACCAGUCUACUUGGUAAAAUGACUGCUUGUGUUGCUGAAGAACCUAUUAAAAAGAUUGCUAUCUUUGGAGGGACUCACGGAAAUGAGCUGACAGGAGUGUUUCUAGUUACUCACUGGCUAAAGAAUGGUGCUGAAAUUCAGAGAGAAGGCCUGGAGGUGAAGCCAUUCAUAACCAACCCAAGAGCAGUGGAGAAGUGUGCCCGAUACAUUGACUGUGACCUGAAUCGUGUUUUUAACCUUGAAAAUCUUAGCAAGGAGAUGUCUGAGGAUUUGCCAUAUGAAGUGAGAAGGGCUCAAGAAAUAAAUCACUUAUUUGGUCCAAAAAAUAGUGACAAUUCCUACGACGUUGUUUUAGACCUUCACAACACGACUUCUAACAUGGGUUGCACUCUUAUUCUCGAGGAUUCCAAGAAUGACUUUUUAAUCCAGAUGUUUCACUAUAUUAAGACUUCCUUGGCUCCGUUGCCCUGCUAUGUUUAUCUUAUUGAGCAUCCUUCCCUCAAAUAUGCAACCACUCGUUCCAUUGCCAAGUAUCCAGUUGGUAUAGAAGUUGGUCCCCAGCCUCAGGGUGUUCUGAGAGCUGAUAUUUUGGACCAAAUGAGAAGAAUGGUUAAACAUGCUCUUGAUUUUAUACACCAUUUCAACAAAGGAAAAGAAUUCCCUCCCUGUGCUAUUGAAGUCUAUAAAAUAAUGGAGAAAGUUGAUUAUCCAAGGAAUGAAAGUGGAGAAGUGGCUGCUGUUAUUCAUCCUAAUCUGCAGGAUCAAGACUGGAAACCGUUACACCCUGGAGAUCCCGUGUUUGUGUCUCUUGAUGGAAAGACUAUGACACUGGGUGGAGACUGUACCGUGUACCCCGUGUUUGUGAAUGAAGCCGCAUAUUAUGAAAAAAAAGAAGCAUUCGCAAAGACAACCAAGCUAACACUCAACGCAAAAAGCAUCCGCUCCACUUUGCACUAAAAAUCACUGCCAGUUCACAGUUCCUGGGAGUCUUGCAAGCCUCCAGGACUCUGUAAACGCCCCAAGAGCAGAAUUGUGCCUUAUUCUAGUUCUUUUCCUCAACACUUGGUCCCAUGCCUCAAGCAGUAAGCAUCCAGGCCAGUUUCUGAAAAAAAAAAAGAAUAAAUUAAUGAAUGUCUUUCAAAUAUAUUCUGAAUGAGUUACAUACUGCUCAUUCAGGCAAGUGUGUUUCUGGUUCUGUGUUACAUUACAUUGCAUUGCAUUACAUUCUGGUAGCUUUAACAUAGCUUCACAUUCAAAAGAUAACAUUGAAAUCAAUGCUAUGUGCAAUUUACCACGUAGCAAGACAGUGAGAUAGAUUGAAUGCACAUUUUUAAGUAAUGCAUAAGUACUUCUAAAAACUAAUACUACAGAAUAUUUUUAAGUUUUGACUUCUGUAAAGUCUUCAGAAUUUCUAAUUAUAUGUGAUCUUGUUUAUGGCCAUGGUACCAUGAAGGAGUGCUGUCUA